AUGAGCUUAUCAACUCAAUGCCAAACUAACCCCAAUUGUUUAAGUUUUAUGAAAUUUAAUUUUAAUCACACAAUAACUUUUCCUUUACAACAACAAAAAAAUCUAAGAGACUUUAGAAUUUCAUUACAUAAGGCAAUUGAUAUUCCUCAUAUUAUUCCUUUAAGUCCUAAAUUCAUUAAACAAGUUAAUAUUAUUUUUAAGUCUUCAGAUGAAAAAAUAUAUUAUCCAUCAACUAUUAUCGGAUCAGAUGAAUCUUAUUCUCUUUCUAUUUCUACUUCUUCUAUUAUUAUUGAAGCUCAAACUGUUUAUGGAGCAAGACAUGCAUUAGAAACAUUACUCCAAUUAAUUCGACCAAAUAAAAAUACAUUUGUUAUUUCUCAAUUACCAAUAACGAUCACUGAUUCUCCAAGAUUCAAAUGGAGAGGGUUAAUGGUUGAUCUUGCUAGAAAUGCUAUUAGUAAAUUAACUCUUGUAAAAACUAUUAACGCAUUAGCUUCAUUAAAAAUGAAUGUUCUCCAUCUUCAUUUAACUGAUUCUCAAUCAUUUAUGUUUGAGUCAUCUUCAUUUCCAGAAUUAUCUAAACAAGGUGCAUUUAAUCAAGAAAAUGUAUUAAAUAAGCCAUUUAUUAUUCAAUUAGUACGUUAUGCGGCUUUAAGAGGUAUUCUUGUUUAUCCUGAAAUUGAUAUUCCAGGGCAUACUGCAUCAUGGAAUCUUGGUUAUCCAGGAGUUACUGUUGAUUGUUGGGAUUAUCUAACAUCAAAUAAAGUGUUGUAUGCUGAAAAUAGAGUAUCACUAAAUCCAACCAAUGAAACAUCUUUUCAUAUAGUACGAACAAUAUUAAAAGAAUUAGCAGAAACAUUUGGAAAUCAAUAUAUCCAUAUUGGAGGGGAUGAGGUUGAUAAUAACUGUUGGUUAAAUUCAAAAGAAUAUCCUGUUAUUAAAGAAUGGAUGAAAAAGAAUAACUUUGAUUCAAUUUCUGAUGUAGAAAGUUAUUAUAAUCAAAUUGCCCAAGAAGAAGUUAUAAAACAAGGUGCCCAUCCUAUUGUUUGGGAAGAAGUUUUUAAGAAAGGAAAUGCUAAAAAAGACUCAACAAUCAUUCAAGUAUGGAGUGAUAUUAGACAAUUAAAAUUAGCAGUUGAUUCUGGAUAUAAAGCAAUUUAUUCAGCUGGGUUAUACCUAGAUAGACAAGUACCUUUAUGUAAUGGAUUUGAUCCAUCUUCUUGUGAACAACGAUAUAUGUGGGUCUGGACAACAAGAGACUUUUACAAACAUGAUCCAACUAAAGAUUUUACUGAUGCUGAAUUAGAAAAUGUUUAUGGUGGAGAGGGAUGUUCUUGGGAUGAAAGUUGUGAUGAUGAAAAUUUCUUUGAUAGAGUUUUCCAAAGAUUUUCAGCUGUUGCAGAAAGAUUUUGGAGUAAUAAGAAUCUUAUUGAUGAUGAAAGUCAUGAAGUUAGAGCAAAUUAUCUUCGUUGUUUAGGAAAGAGAAGAGGAUUUUUAAAAGGAACAGGACCCUUAUACACUUCAUAUUGUGACGCUAAAUAA
Entamoeba dispar SAW760 is the source of this 1542-nucleotide messenger RNA. RefSeq names its product beta-hexosaminidase beta chain precursor, putative. Gene Ontology annotation, biological process: carbohydrate metabolic process; glycosaminoglycan metabolic process. The record is from RefSeq and is a predicted model, not a curated record. NCBI's taxonomy places the organism in Eukaryota, Evosea, Mastigamoebida, Endamoebidae. Gene Ontology annotation, molecular function: beta-N-acetylhexosaminidase activity. The transcript has a single exon. Gene Ontology annotation, cellular component: membrane; lysosome. Bases 1 to 1542 code for a protein of 513 amino acids.